CCGCUCGCUGCUCCGCCGCUGCUCGGACUCCGGCUGCGUCUCGCGGGUCGGCUUUUCGUAAGGGGGCCUUGCGCCGCCGGGCGCGCGCCGUCCCCCUGCCUCGCGGCGCGGGGUCUCGCGGGCCCCGCUCCCGCCCUCCGCUCGCCUGGCCCGGACCGGAAGCGGCGCCGCACGGCCUGGGCCUGGCGCGGGGGGCGGGCACCGGGGCCCGGUCGGACAUGGGCAAGAAGCACAAGAAGCACAAGUCGGACAAACACCUCUACGAGGACUACGUGGAGAAGCCCCUGAAGCUGGUCCUGAAAGUGGGCGGGAACGAGGUCACCGAGCUCUCCACCGGCAGCUCGGGGCACGACUCCAGUCUGUUCGAAGACAGAAACGACCAUGACAAACAUAAGGAUCGAAAGCGGAAGAAGAGGAAGAAGGGAGAGAAGCAGGCUCCGGGGGAGGAGAAGGGGCGAAAGCGGAGGCGGGUCAAGGAGGAUAAAAAGAAACGAGAUCGAGACCGUGUGGAGACUGAGGCAGAAAAAGACCUCCAGUGUCAUGCUCCUAUAAGAUUAGACUUGCCUCCUGAGAAGCCUCUCAGCUCGUUAGCUAAACAAGAAGAAGUAGAACAGACGCCCCUUCAAGAAGCUUUGAAUCAACUGAUGAGACAAUUGCAGAGAAAGGACCCAAGUGCUUUCUUUUCAUUUCCUGUGACUGAUUUUAUUGCUCCUGGCUACUCCAUGAUUAUUAAACAUCCAAUGGAUUUUAGUACCAUGAAAGAAAAGAUCAAGAACAAUGACUACCAGUCCAUAGAGGAACUAAAGGAUAACUUCAAACUAAUGUGUACUAAUGCCAUGAUUUAUAACAAACCAGAGACCAUUUAUUAUAAAGCUGCAAAGAAGCUGUUGCACUCAGGGAUGAAAAUUCUUAGCCAGGUAAAGGAAACUGUCUUUGUCACAAAUAAUAAUUACCAUAAAAUCUAUAUCCUUGUGUUUGUUAUAGAGAUGAAAGAAUUCAGAAGUCUAAAGCAAAGCAUAGACUUCAUGGCAGACUUGCAAAAAACUCGAAAACAGAAAGACAGAACCGAUGCUUCACAAAGUGGGGAGGAAAGUGGCUUGCUGGCACGAGAGAGAGAAGACUCUGGAGAUGUUGAAAGCACCAGCCUUCAAAAGUCCAACAAGGACAACAGAAAAAAGACAGAGAUGUUACUUGAAGAUAAGUGGAGAAGCAACAACUCAGAAAAGGGGAGCAGGAGCAGAUUGACCGUGGCUGUCCAGGAGUCUGGGGGGAAGCUGACCCGGCGGCUAGCAAACAGUCAGCUGAAUUUUGAAGAAGAAAAACCAGAUGGAACAACAACAUUCGGGUUCUUCAUUCCGGUGGAUCCCAUUGUAGGAGAACCAGGCUACUGCCCUGUAAGACUGGGAAUGACGACUGGAAGACUUCAGUCUGGAGUGAAUACAUUACAGGGGUUCAAAGAGGAUAAAAGGAACAAAGUAACCCCAGUGUUAUACUUGAAUUAUGGACCCUACAGUUCUUAUGCCCCACAUUAUGACUCCACAUUUGCAAAUAUCAGCAAAGAUGAUUCUGAUCUAAUCUACUCAACCUAUGGGGAAGACUCUGGCCUUCCAAGUGAUUUCAGCAUCCAUGAGUUUUUGGCAACAUGCCAAGAUUAUCCAUAUGUUAUGGCAGAUAGUUUGCUGGAUGUUUUAACAAAAGGAGGGCAUUCUAGGACCCUGCAGGAGUUGGAAACGUCAUCACCUGAAGACGAAGGCCAGACCAGGACAUUUGAUACAGCAAAAGAAAUGGAGAUUAUAGAAGUAGAGCCAGCAGGGCGUUUGGACUCCAGCACUCAGGACAGACUCACAGCACUAAAAGCAGUAACAAACUUCGGUGCUCCAGUUGAAGUGUUUGACUCUGAAGAGGCUGAGGUGUUCCAGAGGAAGCUCGACGAGACCACGAGAUUACUCAAGGAGCUCCAGGAUGCGCAGAAUGAGCGGCUGAGCACCAGGCCCCCUCCCAACAUGAUCUGUCUUUUGGGUCCCUCAUACAGAGAGAUGCACCUCGCUGAACAAGUGACCAACAACCUUAAAGAACUUGCACAGCAAGUGACUCCAGGUGAUAUUGUAAGCAUGUACGGAGUUCGAAAAGCAAUGGGGAUUUCCAUUCCUUCCUCCAUCGUAGGAAACAGCUUCAUAGAUUUAACAGAAGAUCCUGAAGAUCCUAAGAAGACUGAUGUUGCUGAGUGUGGACCUGAUGGGAGCGAAAGCUAACUGGUAUUUGAUUAUAUAUUAUGUACAUAUUUUUUUCAUUCUGAACUUGGAAAUGCUUUUCAGAAGAUAAUAACUAUUCAUAAAUUGUGUUUUUAUAAACUUGGAACAGUUAAUUUUAAUGUUCCAGAGAUUGGGCUUCUAUUAAGUAAUAAAACUGAGCCUGGAACUCUCAGAGGAGUAUUGUGCAUAUCAACUAAGUUACCCUUGAGGAGGCUGUGUCUGAGAAACCCAGAACAUGACACCCUUUUUUGUGAUCAUCUCUUAAAGGAGCAAAUUCUCAAAAUAACUGAAAUCCUUUAUUUUUCACACUCCCCAUUAAAGAAAUUAUAACCAGGUAGUUCCAUAAUAUUUAUUUCAUAAACGUGGAAUAAAUAUUUUGAUGAUAUUUAUUUAGAAAGUGGCCCUUGUGAACAAGGCAUAUAGCUUUGGGUUAUUGCCACACCUGGGCAGUGUUCUUUCAGAAUAGUGCUCAUGCUGCUUGUGCUUUAUCAACUGGACUGCAAGGAGCUUUUUUUUAAAAUAGCCCCAUUCAGUGAGAUUUCCCAUCAUUAUACCAUGAAAACAAGCACACUUAAAAUAAUUUUAGGAUUUGCUAAUAUGGUUCUGCUCCUAAUGGGCACAGAACAUACCAGAUGGGAAUG
Messenger RNA from Castor canadensis (American beaver), 2893 nucleotides. The record is from RefSeq and is a predicted model, not a curated record. NCBI's taxonomy places the organism in Eukaryota, Metazoa, Chordata, Mammalia, Rodentia, Castoridae.